Messenger RNA from Phytomonas sp. EM1, 1359 nucleotides. Lineage: Eukaryota; Euglenozoa; Kinetoplastea; Trypanosomatida; Trypanosomatidae. The record is from the annotation of a GenBank genome assembly.
AUGCCUGCUUUGGUGAAAAAAUUCAAGGAAUCCGUUUUGAAUGAAUUUGUGCAAACCUACAAGGAUGUACGAAAUCAGAAAAUUACGGUGGGUCUUUUCUUUGCCGUUCUUUUUGUUGUCAUGGUGAUCAUUGGAAAUGUCCUUUGGCUGAUUGCGCAAAACUUUUGGUAUGCCACUCUUACAGAGACGAGCAGCGGCGGAAACUCUAUUUCACUUGCGAUUCUACUUAUUACUAUAUUAUUUAUUGAGGCCGUCUUCAUGUUGUUGGCGAUCGUGUUUGCCAUGGUAUAUGGGGUGAAGGAAAUGUGGCACGCUGUUGUCGACACAAACCGCAUGCGGGGGCCUCUUUAUCGUUUUGCCGUUCUGAUUGCGUCGGGAGUUCUCAAUGGCAGUAGUUCUGUACUUCAGGUGUACUCGUUUACCCACACACCCAUGCUCUUGCAGUCCAUACUUUUAUGCACCAUACCCCUCAGUGCGCAAGUAUGGACCCUAAUAUUCAUUCCGGAGGAGCGCAAGCGUGAUUACUUGUCUUUUUUCUUCAUUGUCUCAUUUAUUCUGCUGGUCGCUGGUAUUUUUAUUCCAAGCGCUAGUACCUUUAAGGAGGCCAGCGAGGACGAUGCGAAGGGUGUGAGCUUGGCUUGGACGUUCAUCUACUUUCUCAGCUGCGUUGUCUUCGGUUUAUGGUGUGUCACUCAGCGUCUUUACCUGGAUGCGCUGAUUGUAAAAGAGCCCAAGCCACAGAAUUCAUCUGAGAAUGUCGAUAAGACAACGCAACCCGCAGCCGAUGCUAGCGAGUCACCCUCGAGCCUCGCCAGUGAUGUGAUUCUUCUGGCCGAGAAACGUUCCUGGGGCCGCCAGAACGUGCGCGAGAUUUCGGGCAAACUGGUGUUGCUCGUCGGCAGCAUCCUAUUUCAGAUCAUCUUGGUGAUCGUAUUAAUUCCUAUUGAUGCUAUUCCAUGGUUUGGAACCUCAUCAUCCGCAUCAGAUGCCGCAAAAGGCUUCUCGGAAUCCUUCAAGCUUAUCUUCAGUUCAUGGCAUAAUAUUCGUUACGGGUUACUCACUUCGUUUGGAACCCUCCUGAGCUUUGUGGGGUGUACCUACUUGAACGAGGAAUCCCCGACACUGGCGUCUGUAGUACUACAAAUAGCCGGGCCAUUCACGUCACUCGUGAUUAUUGUCUUCCCACAGUGGAAUGUGUAUGGGGAUAAGGCUGAGCCGGGCUACAAGGUGGGCGGUGUGGUUCUCCUUUUCGUUGCUGCCUUUUUGUAUCAUAUGUGGGAGCAGAUCUCGUUGCAAAAGCUUCUUAAUCGUGUCCAUGAGCCAGAACGACAGAUGACGGAAGAGGCAUCUCCCAAGUAA